CGCCCGCCUCGCAGGCCAGGUCGUGCAGGUGGGCUGGAUGGGCAUCACCGGAGGGCAAGGUUGCAAGCCUCUUAUGUAAGGAGCUGACGGGGAAAUAAAAUAUACAGGAUGAAAAGAUGGCAACGUUGCCUCCCCCAGGACCUCAGAGUUUUGUCUACUUUACAAAACAGUCCCUUGCCCUCAUUGAACAACGUAUUGCUGAAGGAAAAACAAAGGAACCCAAAGAAGAAAAGAAGGAUGAUGAGGAAGAAGGCCCAAAGCCAAGCAGUGACUUGGAAGCAGGCAAACAGCUACCCUUCAUCUAUGGAGACAUCCCCCCAGGCAUGGUGUCAGAGCCCCUGGAGGACCUGGACCCCUACUAUGCAGACAAAAAAACUUUCAUAGUAUUGAACAAAGGGAAAGCAAUCUUCCGUUUCAAUGCCACCCCGGCUUUGUACAUGCUGUCUCCUUUCAGUUCUCUAAGAAGAAUAUCUAUUAAGAUUUUAGUACACUCCUUAUUUAGCAUGCUUAUCAUGUGCACUAUUCUGACGAACUGCAUAUUUAUGACCAUGAGUAACCCUCCAGAUUGGACCAAGAAUGUAGAGUACACUUUUACCGGAAUAUAUACUUUUGAGUCACUUGUUAAAAUCCUUGCAAGAGGCUUCUGUGUCGGAGAAUUCACUUUCCUUCGUGACCCAUGGAACUGGCUCGAUUUUGUCGUCAUUGUUUUUGCGUAUUUAACAGAAUUUGUAAACCUAGGCAAUGUUUCAGCUCUUCGAACUUUCAGAGUGUUGAGAGCUUUGAAAACUAUUUCUGUAAUUCCAGGCCUGAAGACCAUUGUGGGGGCUCUGAUCCAGUCGGUGAAGAAGCUCUCCGAUGUCAUGAUCCUGACUGUGUUCUGUCUGAGCGUGUUUGCCCUCAUUGGGCUGCAGCUGUUCAUGGGUAACCUGAAGCAUAAGUGUCUGAGGGAUCCGCUGGAAAAUAAUGAAACAUUAGAAAGCAUCAUAGAUACCCUUGAAGAAGAAGACUAUAAAAAAUAUUUUUAUUACUUGGAGGGAUCUAAAGAUGCUCUCCUUUGUGGUUUGAGCACGGAUUCAGGCCAGUGUCCAGAAGGGUACAGGUGUGUGAAAGCUGGCAGAAACCCUGAUUAUGGCUACACGAGCUUUGACACUUUCAGUUGGGCCUUCUUGGCCUUGUUUCGGCUAAUGACCCAGGAUUACUGGGAAAACCUUUACCAACAGACACUGCGUGCUGCUGGGAAAACCUACAUGAUCUUCUUUGUUGUGGUGAUUUUUCUGGGCUCCUUUUAUCUAAUAAACUUGAUUCUUGCUGUGGUUGCCAUGGCCUAUGAAGAACAGAACCAGGCAAACAUCGAAGAAGCCAAGCAAAAGGAGUUAGAAUUUCAACAGAUGUUAGAUCGUCUUAAAAAAGAGCAAGAAGAAGCUGAGGCAAUUGCAAUUGCAGCAGCUGAGUACACAAGUAUUGGGAGAAGCAGAAUGAUGGGCUUCUCUGAGAGUUCCUCCGAAACAUCCAAACUGAGCUCUAAAAGUGCUAAAGAAAGAAGAAACAGAAGAAAGAAAAGGAAUCAAAAGAAGCUUUCCAGUGGGGAAGAAAAGGGAGACAAUGAGAAGUUGUCCAAAUCGGAAUCAGAGGAGAGUAUCAGGAGACAAAGUUUCCAUCUUGGUGUUGAAGGUCAUAGACGAGGACAUGAAAAGAGACUGACUACCCCUAAUCAGUCGCCGCUCAGCAUUCGAGGCUCCUUGUUUUCUGGAAGGCGCAGCAGCCGAACAAGCCUUUUCAGUUUCAAAGGUCGAGGGAAAGAUAUGGGAUCCGAGACUGAAUUUGCUGAUGAUGAGCACAGCAUUUUCGGAGACAGCGAGAGCAGGCGAGGCUCGCUGUUUGUGCCCCACAGAGCUCGGGAGCGGCGCGGCAGCAACAUCAGCCAAGCCAGUAGGUCCCCCCCAGUGCCGUCAGUGAAGGGGAAGAUGCACAGUGCCGUGGACUGCAACGGUGUGGUCUCCCUGGUGGAUGGACACUCAGCCCUCAUGCUCCCCAAUGGACAGCUUCUGCCAGAGGUGAUAAUAGAUAAGGCAACUUCUGAUGACAGCGGUACAACCAAUCAAAUACACAAGAAAAGACGUUCUAGUUCUUAUAUUCUUUCUGAAGAUAUGUUGAAUGAUCCCAAUCUGAGACAAAGAGCAAUGAGUAGAGUAAGCAUAUUAACAAACACUGUAGAAGAACUUGAAGAGUCCAGACAAAAAUGUCCACCCUGGUGGUACAGAUUUGCACACACAUUCUUGAUCUGGAAUUGUUCUCCAUAUUGGAUAAAAUUCAAAAAGCUUGUUUAUUUUAUUGUAAUGGAUCCUUUUGUAGAUCUUGCUAUUACCAUUUGCAUAGUUUUAAACACAAUGUUUAUGGCUAUGGAACAUCACCCAAUGACCGAAGAAUUCAAAAAUGUACUUGCUGUGGGAAAUUUGGUCUUCACUGGGAUCUUUGCAGCUGAAAUGGUUUUAAAACUAAUUGCCAUGGAUCCAUAUGAGUAUUUCCAAAUAGGAUGGAACAUUUUUGACAGUCUUAUUGUGACCUUAAGUUUAGUGGAGCUUUUCCUAGCAGAUGUGGAAGGACUGUCAGUUCUGCGAUCAUUUAGACUGCUUCGAGUUUUCAAACUGGCAAAGUCUUGGCCAACACUGAAUAUGCUGAUAAAGAUCAUCGGCAACUCAGUGGGGGCUCUGGGUAACCUCACCUUGGUGUUGGCCAUCAUCGUCUUCAUUUUUGCCGUGGUCGGCAUGCAGCUCUUUGGUAAGAACUACAAAGAAUGUGUCUGCAAGAUCAAUGAAGACUGUACACUCCCACGCUGGCACAUGAAUGACUUCUUCCACUCCUUCCUGAUUGUGUUCCGCGUGCUGUGUGGAGAGUGGAUAGAAACCAUGUGGGACUGUAUGGAGGUCGCUGGUCAAGCCAUGUGUCUUAUUGUGUACAUGAUGGUCAUGGUCAUUGGAAACCUAGUGGUCCUCAAUCUAUUUCUGGCUUUAUUAUUGAGCUCAUUUAGCUCAGACAAUCUUACAGCAAUUGAAGAAGAUACUGAUGCAAACAACCUCCAGAUUGCAGUGGCCAGAAUUACAAAGGGAAUAAAUUAUGUGAAACAAACCUUACGUGAAUUUAUUCUCAAAGCAUUUUCCAAAAAACCAAAGGUUUCCAAAGACACAAGAAGAGCAGAAGAUCAAAAUAGUAAGAAGGAAAACUAUAUAUCUAACCGCACACUUGCUGAAAUGAACAGAGAUCACAAUUAUCACAAAGAAAAAGACCAGAUCAGUGGUUUUGGAAGCAGCGUGGACAAAUAUUUGAUGGAAGAAAGUGAUUGUCAAUCAUUUAUUCAUAAUCCCAGCCUGACUGUGACAGUGCCCAUUGCACCCGGGGAAUCUGAUUUGGAAAAUAUGAAUACCGAGGAACUGAGCAGUGAUUCAGAGAGUGAAUACAGCAAAGGGAGGCUGAACCGGUCGAGUUCCUCUGAGUGCAGCACAGUUGAUAACCCUCUGCCAGGAGAAGGAGAAGAAGCGGAGGCUGAACCUGUAAAUUCAGAUGAGCCAGAGGCCUGUUUUACUGAUGGUUGUGUGCGGAGGUUCCCAUGCUGCCAAGUUGACAUAGAGUCAGGGAAAGGAAAAAUCUGGUGGAACAUCAGGAAAACAUGCUACAGAAUAGUUGAACACAGUUGGUUCGAAAGCUUUAUUGUUCUCAUGAUCCUGCUCAGCAGUGGAGCCCUGGCUUUUGAAGAUAUAUAUAUUGAAAAGAAAAAGACCAUUAAGAUUAUCCUGGAGUAUGCUGACAAGAUAUUCACUUACGUCUUCAUUCUGGAAAUGCUUCUAAAAUGGGUAGCUUAUGGUUAUAAAACGUAUUUCACCAAUGCCUGGUGUUGGCUGGAUUUCUUAAUUGUUGAUGUUUCUUUGGUUACUUUAGUUGCAAGCACUCUUGGCUACUCAGACCUUGGCCCCAUCAAAUCCCUUAGGACGCUUAGAGCUUUAAGACCUCUAAGAGCUUUAUCUAGAUUUGAAGGAAUGAGGGUGGUCGUGAAUGCCCUCAUAGGUGCAAUUCCUUCCAUCAUGAAUGUACUACUAGUAUGUCUUAUAUUCUGGCUAAUAUUUAGCAUCAUGGGAGUAAAUUUGUUUGCUGGGAAGUUCUAUGAGUGUGUUAAUACCACAGAUGGGUCGCGCUUUCCAACAAACCUUGUUCAGAAUCGUUCUGACUGUUACGCGCUGAUGAAUAUUAGUCAAAAUGUACGAUGGAAGAACUUGAAGGUGAACUUUGAUAAUGUUGGACUUGGUUACCUCUCUCUACUUCAAGUUGCAACAUUUAAGGGAUGGAUGGAUAUUAUGUAUGCAGCUGUUGAUAAUGUUAAUGUAGACGAGCAGCCCAUAUAUGAAUACAACCUCUACAUGUAUAUUUAUUUUGUCAUCUUUAUCAUCUUUGGGUCAUUCUUCACUUUGAACUUAUUCAUUGGUGUCAUAAUAGAUAAUUUCAACCAACAGAAAAAAAAGCUUGGGGGUCAAGACAUCUUCAUGACAGAAGAACAGAAGAAAUAUUAUAAUGCAAUGAAAAAGCUGGGCUCUAAGAAACCACAAAAGCCAAUACCUCGGCCAGGGAACAAAUUCCAAGGAUGUAUAUUUGACCUAGUAACAAACCAAGCUUUUGAUAUCACCAUCAUGGUUCUUAUCUGCCUCAACAUGGUGACCAUGAUGGUAGAAAAAGAGGGACAAAGUGAAUACAUGACUGAUGUUUUAUAUUGGAUAAAUGUGGUUUUUAUUAUUCUUUUCACUGGAGAAUGUGUGCUGAAACUGAUCUCCCUCAGACACUACUACUUCACUAUAGGAUGGAACAUUUUUGACUUUGUGGUUGUGAUUCUCUCCAUUGUAGGUAUGUUUCUGGCUGAGCUCAUAGAAAAAUACUUUGUGUCCCCUACCCUGUUCCGAGUGAUCCGGCUCGCCAGGAUUGGUCGAAUCUUGCGUCUGAUCAAAGGGGCCAAGGGGAUCCGCACGCUGCUCUUUGCUCUGAUGAUGUCCCUUCCUGCCUUGUUUAACAUCGGCCUCCUGCUCUUCCUGGUCAUGUUCAUCUACGCCAUCUUUGGAAUGUCCAACUUUGCCUAUGUUAAAAAGGAAGCUGGAAUCAAUGACAUGUUCAACUUUGAGACCUUUGGCAACAGCAUGAUCUGCCUGUUCCAAAUUACCACCUCCGCUGGCUGGGACGGACUGCUGGCACCUAUUCUCAACAGUGCACCCCCUGACUGUGAUCCAAAGAAAGUUCAUCCCGGAAGUUCAGUUGAAGGAGACUGCGGGAACCCAUCAGUUGGGAUAUUUUAUUUUGUGAGUUACAUCAUCAUAUCAUUUCUGGUUGUGGUGAACAUGUACAUCGCUGUCAUCCUGGAGAACUUCAGUGUUGCUACUGAGGAAAGUACUGAACCCCUGAGUGAGGAUGACUUCGAGAUGUUCUAUGAGGUUUGGGAGAAGUUUGAUCCUGAUGCCACCCAGUUUAUAGAGUAUAGCAAGCUCUCCGAUUUUGCAGCUGCCCUGGAUCCUCCUCUUCUCAUAGCCAAACCAAACAAAGUCCAGCUCAUCGCCAUGGACCUGCCCAUGGUCAGUGGGGACCGGAUCCAUUGCCUUGACAUUUUAUUUGCCUUUACAAAGCGUGUUUUGGGUGAAAGCGGAGAGAUGGACUCUCUACGUUCACAGAUGGAGGAAAGGUUCAUGUCAGCAAAUCCUUCUAAAGUGUCCUAUGAACCCAUAACAACUACACUAAAACGAAAACAAGAGGAUGUGUCUGCUACUGUCAUUCAGCGUGCUUACAGACAUUACCGCUUACGGCAAAAUGUCAAAAAUAUAUCAAGUAUAUACAUAAAAGAUGGAGACCGAGAUGAUGGUUUGCCCAGUAAAGAAGAUAGGGUGUUUGACAACACUAAUGAGAACUCAAGUCCAGAAAAAACAGAUGCAACCCCAUCCACCGUCUCUCCACCUUCAUAUGACAGUGUAACAAAGCCAGACAAAGAGAAAUAUGAAACGGACAAAGCAGAAAAGGAAGACAAAGGGAAAGAUGGCAAGGAAAGCAAAAAGUAGAGCUUCAUUUUUGAUAUAUUGUUUACAGCCUCUGGAGGUGAUAUAUUUGUGUUAAUAAGACUCUUUUAAGGAAGUCUAUGCCAAAACUUUUUAUUGAAAUAUUCUCAGAGUCAGUGUGGUUGACUCGCUCUGAUUCCCUAAAAUAGGUGAACAGGAUUAGCAGAUGGCUACAUUUGCAUUGGUAAAUGGUUAUGUAAGAAUCGUGAGAGUACUCUGCAGGGAUUCUCGAUUACAGCAAACAAAGCUGGUUUAAUUUUAUUUGCUUUUAAUAAAUCAGAAGACCAUGUGGAAAAUGUUCACCUCUGCCUUGUCAUCUCUUCACAGGAUUGUAAACCUUCCUGUUUCCCAUGCAAAUACAAACACACACGCAGCUAUCAUUUGGAUAUCUGUAGAAGUGUUUUACCUUGGCUUUGCAAAUCAAAUGUCCUGAUAGAAGGAAUGGCCAUUAGUAACAAAUAACACAUCUGUUAUUAGGAAGCAAGACUCUUUUCCAUGUACAGAGGUCAUUGUCUAUUUUUGAGGUGCUUACAUUUAUUCCGUACUGCAUCAGAAUCAAUUUUUAUGUGCCUAUACAAUGCCAUGGGAUUAAAAACAUAUGUAGGCUCUUCAUUUCGACAAAUAUUUUUCAUUCAUCUUGACUCAUAGACCAGCCAGGAUAAGCUUACCUUUUAGAGUAUUGUGCUUCAUAGUCUGCCUUUUAAAAUAUACUUCUUGGUUCAUACGAUAACCAUACAACGUGAAAAAUUAUUUUAAGUACAUAUCACAUUCCUCAAAAGAAGAAAAAAAACUGAAGAUGCUUAAGAAAAGAAGGAACAGAAGGAAGCUUUAUUUACUUUUAUUUAUACAGUCUAACACGUUACUGUGCUGCCCCUUAAACACCAAUAAUGACCCAACUCUUCAUCUGUUUGGUCACAAAUUUCUGCUUUCUCGGGCAGUAUUGUCUAAUCAUUCUUUAGCACAAAGUGAAGUUAAUAUUUUCCUUCAGUGAAGUGCUUCCUGACGUGCAGCUAUCUGUUUGAUACUGUGGUUCAUGUUGGAGCAGCUAAUGGCUUGAGCAAAGCCUGGACUGCCUCGCCUGCUUGCCAUCCUCAAUGUGUGCGGCAAACUCUCAAGUCACGAUACAUGUCAGCCUUUCAACAGAGACCCAUGUUUAGUAUGAGUGAAAGAUCAUCCAACUGGGAUUCUUGCCACCCUGCUUUCUUGCCUCUAAUGUACUAUCCUAAUUGUGCUAUUAGUCCUUUUGGACCUUUCUCUUUCAUCUAUAAAAAUAAAGACAAUGUCACUUUCUCCUUAAACUUCUAAAACUCUGAGGCAUAGUUGAUAUCAAUCAAUAAGGUACCCUGAGCUGAUAGUUUACCAAGCACACACUCAUUUUCUUUUAGGAGCUGUCCACCUACCAAGGAUUAUAAAUCUAGUUUUAAAAAGUUCUCGUUGAUGAUGGCUUGAAAAGAAAUGGCCAUGAUGCAUUUUUUCAUGAGUUUAUUUCAGGAAUAUGAGCUCUUUCUUCUAUCAAGUUACUUAUGCAUAGGCAAAAAUUGAGUUACAUAAGUAGAGAGUAAUUUUAUUUAGAAGAUUUUGUAGGAGUUUUCAAAGCAAGUAUAUAUAUUAUUCAUUUGCUUUUCUAAAUUAAAAAAGAACAUAAAUUAUAUUUCUAUAAUAAAUACAUAGUUUUUGUUAUUCUGGCUAGUUAAAAAUAAAGGAGAUUUAAAAAUACCUACAGAAAUGAAGAGUAUGGGUAGAGAAUGACAGGCAGAAAGAGGGAUGGACUAAGAAACACAGAUAUGAGAUCAACAGACAAAAACAGAAACAUAUCCAUGGAACUUUGUAUCUGCAAAGUUUUAAAAUUGUGACAUAUUUUGUAACAUCUGUGAGGGAGAUGAUCACUUCUAGACGUUUGUCCUAAGAUACAUAUGAAAUUAAAUCUAGGGCCAAAGAUUCUUUGCACCUACACUCAAUUAUUCAUCUUAGGUUAUUUGAGCCUCUUUUUUAUUUAAUAAGAAAGAUACCAUGCAGUGUUUUCCUAGGCUAUGUAGAGCAUUGCAUUGCAUACCUGCUAAGCCUGUUGAAAAUAGGUUUUGACAAUUAGGGAACCAUUCAAAAUAUAUUACUUUUGUAAUAUUUUUAAUACAUUAAAUUAAGAAAUUAAUAUCACUUUAGAUUUAAAUUCAGUCUAUCCUCAUUAUUUUAAACCUAUAUAAAUAUAACUGCAUUUUGCAUAUUUAUAUAUUAUGAAAAGACGUAUGAUGGACAGGUUUAUGUGUGAUUUACUAGUAACAUUUUUACAUUACCUCCUUUUUAUGUAAAAUAAAAAAUACUGGCAACUGGUUCCUCAACAGUUUCUUCUUACCAUUUCAAAAAAAAAAUUUUACAAAUUUGCUCUUUUCUCCUAUUUCAUGCCGAACCAAUUUCAUGCUGAACAAUACUUUUUUUUAAUAUAACCUAGUUAGGUUUUGUAUAUAUAUG
Messenger RNA from Lontra canadensis (Northern American river otter), 8543 nucleotides. RefSeq names its product sodium voltage-gated channel alpha subunit 9 (gene SCN9A). The record is from RefSeq and is a predicted model, not a curated record. Gene Ontology annotation, molecular function: voltage-gated sodium channel activity. Gene Ontology annotation, cellular component: plasma membrane; axon; voltage-gated sodium channel complex. The transcript is spliced from 27 exons. The coding region runs from base 117 to 6080 and encodes 1987 amino acids. Lineage: Eukaryota; Metazoa; Chordata; Mammalia; Carnivora; Mustelidae. Gene Ontology annotation, biological process: neuronal action potential; sodium ion transmembrane transport; membrane depolarization during action potential.